UUAUAAUUUUACUUCUUUAGUACAAAAAAUUGGCAAAAGACUAACAAUAUAAGAUAAAAUAAAAAGUAAAAAAAAAACCUAGUUAAUUCGUCUACUUAUGUAGCAUACUUAUCAAAAAAUGGUAGUUUUAAAAGUGAUUCAACGAUCCACGUUAUCAGUCACACAUUAUAAACACGUCACUAGUGCAGAAUUAAUGAGUUAAGUUGCCAUAGGUGCACGCUCACCUCGUUACGUCACAGUCACUCUUCUCCAUGUCGUACCUGUCGAAGCACGUGUCACAGUGACACGACACUCCCGAUUAAUAGCUCCGCGGUCAGCGCGGUUCGCGACGAGCAAAAACCAAAAGAGGACUGCCUUGAAUUAUUAAAUAAUUGUUUAUGCAUUUUCUCGGAACCAGUGUACUGCAAGGAAAUCUUGUCAUCGACUAACACUUGAACAAAGAACAUUUGGCAUAAAAAAGCUUUUAUUUACUGACAGUAGGUGGAAAUUUGAACAGAGUGGGAUAUUUCCUAGUGAGAGUAAACAAAAAUAUUUGGAGGAUCUUAAUUCCUGUGGCCAGGAUGUCUGGAAAUAAUGAUAGUUUUAAUAAUAAUACCUGUGUGGUGUGCUAUAAGAAUGUUGAUAUCUAUAGCAUUGGCAUGUGCGAACACCCUGUAUGUUACGAGUGUAGCACUAGGAUGAGAGUGCUGUGUCGCCAAAAUGAAUGUCCUAUUUGCCGGCAGGAUCUGCCAAAGGUUGUGUUUACGCAAGAGAUCAAACCCUUCCAUAGUUUAACUAUGACAAACCUGCUAGACACUCAAUAUGACAUCUACUUCACUAGUCUUGAUAUCCAAGAAAAAUUCACAGAAUUGUUAGUUAAUACUUGUUCGAUAUGUAAGGAGAAACCAGUAUUUAGCACUUUUAAUAGUUUAAAAGAUCAUAUGCGACAACGACACGAGCUGCAUUAUUGUGAUCUGUGUGUAGAGAAUUUAAAGAUAUUUUCACAUGAAAGGCGUUGUUAUACAAGGUCGAAUCUAGCCACGCAUCGGAGAAAAGGUGACAUUGAUGAUAAGAGCCAUAAAGGUCAUCCGCUUUGCGAAUUCUGCGAUCAACGAUACAUGGACAACGAUGAGCUAUACCGACAUUUGAGACGCGACCACUUAUACUGUCAUUUCUGCGAUGCGGAUGGUUUGCAUCAGUAUUACAGCUCGUACGACUAUCUCAGAGAUCAUUUUCGGCAAGAGCAUUAUCUGUGUGAAGAGGGAGUAUGCGCGGAGGAGAAAUUUACGAGUGUUUUUCGAACCGAUAUAGAUCUGAAGGCGCACAAGGCCAGCGUUCACGGCAAGCAAUUGAGUAAAGCCGCCGCUAAACAAGCGAGAACAUUGGAACUGGAGUUUACUUUAGCGCCACGCGGUGAAAAUCGAAUGAAUAGAAGGGGCAUGGUGGGCGCGUCUACGUCAAAAAGCACGAGGGAUUACAAUGGUAGAGAUUAUAAUUCAAGGGAUUACCAACAAACCUCAAUACCAAGCGGAUCCAAUUCGUUUGCGUCCAACAACGAACCUAUCUUCACAAAACAACCUUCUGUGGAUGUACAGAGUACCGACGAGUUUCCCACGUUAGGUGGUAAUGCCGCCACUCCUGUUCCCACUUUGACUCAGACCAAGAGUAGAGGAAACGUGACUAUUCGCAGCACUGUGAGGAAUCAACCACUCGCUGUAACAGACGAAAACUUUCCUGCGUUAGGCCUAGACUCGACCGGUCCUGGUAUCUCGAAAACAGUAAACUUCAGCGUUUCCAGCAGCAGUAAUGCCUCAGGAUCUAGUGGCAUAGCACAGUGUCAGAAAGCUUCCACAUCCUCGAAUGUUUCUAUUCAGGUGAACCACGAGCCCAACGGCACUGUUACUACUAGAGUGUCCGGACCUAACAUUAGAAUACGUCCCGCGCAAUUGUCGAUAGAUUCUGAUUUCCCGGCCUUGGGUAAUACCGAACCGUCUACCAGUACUGCCAAUUCGACUCAGUGGAAGGAAGUCCUUCAGUGGACCUGUUCGAAAUCGGCACCGGCCAACGCAUCGGUGAAAUCCAAGAAAGUCGCGCCACCACCUUUAAUACCAUCGCCACCGCCCAUUCAGUCCGGCGAGGAUUUUCCGAGUCUAGUUUCUAAAUCGUCGAAAUCGAAAAAGCAAUCGAUAAUAACGGUAGUACCAUCGUGGGGACAGAAUUCACAAAGUUCUAGCGCUAGCAACAAUGCAAAAACGACGGAUCAGACGAAGGGCAAAACAAAAAAGAAAAAAGCGAAACAAGUUUCGAGUGGUAACAGCUCGAGCGGAAAUGAGUCUAAUAGCUCUAAGUCGAAUGUAAAUAUCGCAGCAAAGAAAGAAGUCGAGUUGGCGAAUACUGAUGACUUGGAUAAUCGUCACUAUGUCGUAUCUAAAGAGAAUACGCAAACCAUACGAGGCUCUAAUGUCACAAGCAGCGAUAAUUCCAAUAUUACGAGCGUGCAGAAGGAGCCGGAGCAUGUAAAUAAGAAGGACAGAAGAAAGAACAAAAGCUACGCGGAUGGAAAUUCCGGCAUUGCGACCGUUAUAAAUAUGGAAUCCGGAAGUGGAAGCAAUGCUACCUUGAACGGAGAAAAGCAACGAAAACGCAGCGAGCUCAAAAUAGACAGUCUGAAUACGACUAAUAAUAAUAUCCAUCGGACGGAAGAUUUUCCCGCUUUGGGUAGCACGAGCAAUAGUAGCAGACCGCCGGGUUUCACGAAUCCGCCUCCUGGUUUCGCUUCAUCGACCAUGCCGCCACCCGGUUUCACCAUCAAGUAUAACAGCAUCGAUAAAUUGCACGGCAGCAACGGCUUGACGUUCACAAACAGCUCCGGCGAGAGCUAUUCUAUUUUACCGGAUAACAGUAGUAAGCACGCCGUCCAAGCUUAUUACGUAUCACCACCAGAUUUUCAGAAACGAAAUACGUGCCUAGUGGCAAAACUUAAUGAGGUCCUUAUCGAGCAAGAUAAGAUCGAAGAAUUUCGUUAUGUGAGCGGUCUCUUUCGCGGAGGCACCUGCGAUGCCCAAGAAUACUAUAUGCAUUGUCGCGAAGUUAUGGGCACCGAUGCCUUCGAGAGCGUAUUCCCCGAGCUUUUGGUACUAUUGCCGGAUAUUGUGAAGCAGCAAGAGUUGUUCAAGGUGCACAAAAAGGAAGUUGGCGGUAAAACAAAGGGACUGGCGAUGUGCGCAACAUGCGGCCAAGUUCUCAAGAAUGGCACGGACUUUAGAAUGCAUAUGUCUAGUCAUACGCUGGAGAAUCACUUCCCGGCAUUGGGUAAUAAGAGCAAUAUGCCAUCGGCAAAAAACGUGUGGGUACGUAAAUAAGUCGAUUACACUCUUUCAUCAGUUGUCAUCGUUUAGAGACUUGAGCGAGCCAAAUGUCAGCGCUGAAAACAUUGUAAAUAUAUCGCUUUUAUUAUUUUUAUCAUCAUCCCGAGAUAAUCUUUAUUACGUAUCGAGAGUUUAUAUCUUUAUGCGAGAAUAUGUGCGUUAUAUUUAUUCCAAGAGUCGAUCAAUUCUUAUUAAUGUUAAAACGAUUUAUGCAUAGAAUUAAUGCUGAUUAGUCGCCAUAGAAUUGUUGAGUAAAUUGUGAGACGAUUGAAAUAAAAAGAAAAAAAGAAUAUACCAGAGGUUUUACAAACGAAUGUAUUAAUACUUCAAGAUGCAAUUGGCAUGAUAAGAGAAUAAGAUUUUUUUUUUUUGUUUAAUAAACUUUAUAUGAAAAAUAAGAUAUACUGAAUACAAAAAAGUCUGUUAAAAGUUAUAUGAAUGAUAAGAUAUAGGCAUAUAUAUAUAAAUAAAAUGAUGAGGCGCACUGAUAUUUCAACGAUAUUUCUGUGCUCUAUACUUUAAGACUUUAAGGCAUCUUGUGUACAUAAAGUUCGUACAAAAAAAGAAAAAAAAAUAGAAGAGGUCCUUCUAUAAUUUAUUUGAUAUAUUUCUCGGAAUAUAUAUAGAGAUGGAAUAGAUUGCUGUGGUAUAUAUACAUGAAAGAAUAACACCAUACAUAUUAACAAAUUGUUUGAUACAGUACUUGUAGCAUUAUUGUACUGUUUUGUACUGUAAUAAAGUUGUACAUUCAGUUAACACGACAAUACAUAAUUUUGAUGAGCAAGCAAA
Cataglyphis hispanica is the source of this 4136-nucleotide messenger RNA. RefSeq names its product E3 ubiquitin-protein ligase ZNF598. Gene Ontology annotation, molecular function: ribosome binding; ubiquitin protein ligase activity. The transcript is spliced from 3 exons. Gene Ontology annotation, biological process: rescue of stalled cytosolic ribosome; protein ubiquitination. The record is from RefSeq and is a predicted model, not a curated record. Lineage: Eukaryota; Metazoa; Arthropoda; Insecta; Hymenoptera; Formicidae. Bases 561 to 3341 code for a protein of 926 amino acids.